CAAACGUCGAAGAAGAGACAGAAAUAGCACAAGUCAAGCAAGGUACCUAGAAAGGUCAGUCACUGCCUGUUCGUCAGCCCACACACACCCACGUCACAGCCUUAAGCGCACAUUGGCUUGAGAACUUGAAACAGCAUCCGCCUGUGCAACAGCAUGUGACUUGCCAUCGUUCAGGCGCUAUGCGCUCAUAAUAGUUCUCUUCGUCCAACAAAAGAGCUGCAGCGCCGCGCAGACUGAGUGUAGUAGAUAGGACAUCUACCAGCACCAUCAUCAACGCGAGCUCCCAAUUUCAAUCAUGGCUGUGAAUUUUCCAUGGAUCUACCCUGUUCGGGUAAUCCAGGCCCUCUUCGGAAUAAUUGUCCUUGCUUUAACCGCAUACUACAUCAGUUGGUUCGCGUAUAGUAGUGACUCGCCCAAUUUCAUGCUUUUCGUGGCGUGUUGGACAGCCUUCCUCGCAACUCCCUAUCUUGCCUUGGCGCCAGUGUUCUUCCCCCAGUUGGCGCAUCGGAUCGUCAUUCCAGCUGUCGAAGUGAUUACCAUGAUAUUCUGGUUCGCAGGAUUCAUCGCCCUAGCCGUAUUCCUCCCACCAACAGAAGCCUGUCACUGGAGCCGUUGCAGUGCGUUACAGGCCGCAGUUGUGUUUGGUGCAUUCGAGUGGGUACUAUUUCUGGUUACUUCCGUUUUCGCUGUCCUCGGCAUUUCGCGUACCCGGUCCAGCUCCAGUACGAAGCCCACCCCUAACGAUCAUACCCACGUUGGCGUCUAAAUGGAGUCGAUAGUGACGGUUCCAUGAUAUAUUUCGAAACGAAAGG
This is a messenger RNA of Aspergillus vadensis CBS 113365, 812 nucleotides long. Its product is annotated as MARVEL domain-containing protein. The transcript has 4 exons. The coding region runs from base 296 to 766 and encodes 156 amino acids. NCBI's taxonomy places the organism in Eukaryota, Fungi, Ascomycota, Eurotiomycetes, Eurotiales, Aspergillaceae. The record is from RefSeq and is a predicted model, not a curated record. Gene Ontology annotation, cellular component: membrane.